Molecule: messenger RNA, 3824 nt
Organism: Sitodiplosis mosellana (orange wheat blossom midge)
Lineage: Eukaryota; Metazoa; Arthropoda; Insecta; Diptera; Cecidomyiidae
Gene: Fmo-1
Exons: 5
Coding region: 2381-3646 (421 amino acids)
Molecular function (GO): flavin adenine dinucleotide binding; NADP binding; N,N-dimethylaniline monooxygenase activity
Source: RefSeq, a predicted model, not a curated record
AUGGUGGUGAUGAGUGUGUGAGCCUUUCUUUUUGAGCUACUAAAUUCGACACACGAUACGAGUAUUUAUAGGAAAUUCAUUUAAAAAAAAGGCAAACAAAAGCGAAAAAAAUAAACAACAUUUCGUACUACUCGUGUAAUUGAUUAUUUUUGAUUGAUUUUUUGUUUUGUUUCGUCGUUAUUGUCUAUUCCUUCUUUUGCCGAUUCUCUGGUGAGUGAUGAACUGAUAUAAAUAAUUCUAUUGAAAUUCGAUGCAUCUUUGGCCGGAAAUGUUCGUGUGCCAGGGCAUACGAAGUGCGAAAACGUUCGAUUUAUUGCGAUAUUUUUUUUUGUUAUUGGUUCAAUAACCGACAAAUUUUGUUUACAUUUCUUCUUCUCGUUUAUAAAUUAAAAAAAAAAAACAUUGACGCGGUACAAAAACGUGGGAAUUUUUUUGAAAAUUGUUAAUUUCUUCGGUUUUGUUACAACGAAUAAAAAAACUGAGAAAUUCGCAACAAAAACCACUUGAGAAAAAGUCGUGCUAAUUAUUAUAAGAUAACGCGGCGUAGACAGACAAUGGGCACAAAAAAGGCCCAUUCAUAACGAUAAGAGCCAGACGAUCAUUGCAAAUUCGAAUUACUAUCGUUUUGCCACCAAAAUCACUAGUUUUACAACUUUUUUCAUUUAAUUUUCUACUUAGACAGCCGGACGCCCUUUUCAUAUCAGUCUCGCAAUUAAUUUUUUCGGAAUUUUUUUUUUCGCACAACUUUGUGAGUCAGAAAUUUCACACGUUUUUUGAUCUUUUUUGUUUGUUCCCUCAAGUGAUUCCGUUGUAUGGAAUUUUUAUUUGUCUCAACUCCUUGCCGAUUUCAAUUGCUUCAAAACACAAAUUCAAUAUUUUUCACUAUUCGUAUUAUAUUUCGUUCGAGAUCGGUUAUCGAAAGAGGCAGAACCAUCGAUUGCUAGUCAUCUUUCGAGAAUACUUUCUUUGAUCUACAUUCUACAUUGUAUCAAAAUUUUGCAAAUCAUUAAUUUAUAUGUUCAAUUUUGUACGUACGUCAUAACAUCAUCCUUCGGGAUUUUUCAUACAGUCAAAAUAUGAUUUUUUAAACCUAGAAACAAGCGAACGCAUUAUGUGGUUUUUUCAUUCAAAAACGUUGGGUUUUUUCAUUGCCACCACAUUAUUCAAGGUUCAACCUAGAGAGAUUUGGUAAAUAGACUCUGGUCAAUCGAUGAGGUCUGCGACAGGGUUAAUGUGACGUAUACAAAAUGAAACAGUUGAUCUAAAAGACAAACGGUGAGCGAAAGCUAGCGGUUCUCGCACUUUUGCGAUCAAUGUUAACUAAUGAACGAAAAAAAGCGAAAUAGAAUAAUUAGGAAAACAUAGCGAGCUAUGCAUGGCAACCUGAAUCAAAUCAUUCUCUCGGUUGUAUGUAUAUUUUUUGCGAGGAUUUAGUUCAUUCGCGUUAAUAAAUUAUCAUCAUCCGUCACCAUGUCGAAGUCAAGACUAAUGGAAUGCAACUUUUGCGCGAUGAUCAUACUUGAUCCACAAUGACCUCUAUCAUUUAUGUGUGAUUGCUUCUAGAAAUUUUACACCUUCUUCGAAAUAAAAUGUUGCGCGCGUUGCUAUUUCUGAUAUGCGUCCGUUUUUUGCGCGGCAGCCUUUUUUUCGCUUCAAUGAAUGUUCGUGCAGUUGUAAGUUCUCUCCGUGCCGCCGAUGACGAUUCGGCGAUAGAGGAAGGAAGAUCUCGAGCGUUGCAGAAAAGGCGAGAAAGAUAGAGCGAGGGAGAGAGAGAGAGAGAGAUAUAUAUAUAGAAUGAAAGAGAAGAAAGGAUAGGGAUUUUUGUGUGAGAAUUAGCCGUCGCAAAUGAUGCGAUAAUUAAACUGGAUUUCGCAAGCUGUUUGUUGUUUUUCAAUAUGGAUUUUGCGCGGAUCUCAAAUUUGUGUUGUAUUUUGUUUCUGUUUGAUUCGGUUUGUCCGCAAUCAAACGGCAUGCUAUACAAUGUAGUAGUUGACCGCUUAUCAGCAACUCAUUGAAAAUGAUGCAUGCGUCUGAUCUUAUUACACUAUUCGAUACGAGAAGAAGAGCCGGCAGCGGAAAAUAAUACGACGCGUUUUUUGCGCGUUUGCCAACGUUGAAUGGAGUGUGUGUGUGCGUGCGUACUAGCGAGCGAGCGAGCGAUAUUUUUCUUGCUCAUUGGAAAACAACACACAAUCACGAGCUUUAUAUUCGAAAAUCAGUGGCGCCAAAAAAUCAGUUUAACUUCGACACUGCAAUCGUUAACAACACACAAGCUUCUUCCUAGUUUUUGUCAUUAUUAGUGUAAUUGACGCGGAAAUAAAUUGAACAAUUGAUUGAUUCGUUCUGGUGUGAAAUAAAAUUGUAGAUUGAUUUUCCAACGAUGGUACAUAUUGCUGUAAUUGGAGCUGGGUGUGCCGGGCUGUGUGCAGCCAAAACGGCUUUGCAGAGCGGUUGUGAGGUGACAGUUUUUGAGCAGGCCAAACAAGUUGGUGGCACAUGGGUGUACUCGGAUCAAAUUGGAAAAGAUGAAUAUGGUCUGGAUGUGCACACGAGCAUGUAUCAAGGUUUACAUACAAAUUUACCAAAGGAACUGAUGGGCUAUCCAGAUUUUCCAAUUCCCGAUCAGAAAAAAUCCUACAUUCCACAAAAGGACAUGCUUACAUUUUUGGAGUUGUACGCACAACAAUUCGAUGUAUACAAGACCAUUAAAUUUCAAUCGUACGUGAUUCGUGUACGACCGUAUGGUGAUGAGGAUCAAUGGGAAAUAAUCGUGCGUGACCUACCGACCGAAACAUACACUACGUACAUUUUUGAUGCGAUUAUUGUUUGUAACGGCCAUUAUCAUACGCCUGCCAUGCCAAAAUAUCCCGGAAAAGAUGUGUACAAGGGUCAGCAAAUCCAUUCACACGAUUUUCGAUGCUCUCAACCGUUCAAAGGCGCAUCUGUAUUAGUUAUCGGAGCUGGACCAAGUGGUAUGGAUUUGGCAAAUGAAAUGUCAAAGGUGGCUGAACGCGUAACGCUCAGCCAUCACCAGAAUCCCGAGCCAAAAACCAUUUUUCGACCAAAUGUUGAUAUGCGACCGGAUGUCGAACGGCUCACCGAAAAUGGUGUUGUAUUUGUUGAUGGCACCGAACAAACCUAUUCCGUGAUUAUGUACUGCACCGGAUACAAAUACACAUUCCCCUUUUUGAGUAUCGAUUGUGGCAUUUCCGUGGAUGAUAACUACGUGAAACCACUGUACAAACACUGCAUCAACAUCAACCAUCCGACGAUGGCACUCAUUGGCGUACCAUUCUACGUGUGUGCAUCACAAAUGUUUGACUUGCAGGUUCGUUUCGUCAUGAAAUACUUUUCGAAACAAUUGCAAUUGCCAUCGAAAAAGGAAAUGCUCAAAGAUACCCAAGAUGAAAUGGAAAAGCGCUGGGCACUUGGAUUAAAGAAGCGUCAAGCACAUAUGAUGGGGCCCGCUCAGAACGAUUACUACGAUGAUUUGGCAAAGACGGCUGGCAUCGACAACCUCAAACCAGUGAUGACUAAAUUACACAAUGAUAGCAGCGAACGUUUCUUAGAUGAUUUGGUCAACUUCCGAAAAGACAUUUAUCGAAUUAUCGAUGAUGAAACAUUCAUUAAAAUCAAAGGCGUUUAAUUUCGUUAGAAAAAAAACUUUGUUCACUAUUUACAUUUAUAUAAAACGAAUUUAUUUUUAAUAUUUGAAUACAGUAAUACCCAGUUUUUCUUACGUAUAUUUACGACGACAGAAUAAUGCGUUUUGUUUUUAGAUAAUUUGCCAAUAAAGUUAUACUUAUUUAAAAUUUAAAAAAAAA